AGACACGAGAAAGGGGGUAGGACAGCUGACAUCGAAAAGGAAAGCAGAUCCACAACAAAACAUUCUACCCACAUUUUUCAAACCCAUGUAGAUUCCCGAAUCGACAUAAAUCGAGCAAUCAUAACCUACAAGAAGCAUGGAGAGGAAAAGGUGGGUUUGUAUGACUUGUUCGAAUGAGUUGUAAGAAGGACAAGUAGCUAAGUAAAAAAGACGGUAGCUAGCUAAUGUUAGCUGGUCUGCAGCAGGGAAAGCAUGUCUCUAGCUAGCUAACAUUGUUUCUCGAUGGAGUAGGCGGGACGCUAACUAGCCACUAAAGUAAGACAUCGUACACGUAGCUAACUGUCUACCAAAAAGUUAAAUGAUCAGUGUCUACAGAUUGCGUCAAAUUUGAUAAGUAACCAUUAGAUAGCAAACGAUAAGUCAUUGUCGAUUGCUAACGUUAGCUUGCUAGCAAACGUCAGCUCCCCGCACACUUGUCAACAAAUGUGCAAGUAACGUUAGCAUUGGGAGUUAGCGUAGCUAUCUGUUACAAGUCUUUGUUUACAUUUGUGUAAAUUGAUUCACAUUAUGUGGACUUUAUAAUGCAGUAUUGUGGGUACGGUGCUAUGGGUUAACUACGACAGUAGCUAGCUAACUUUCAUUGUUUACUACAAUGCAGGGGUGAAAGUAAGGCGGUGCAAUACGGCGUCCCGGCAAAAUAAAUAGUUGGGGUACGCCAUACCGGUAAAACGUGAGCCGAUCACAAUUAAAACACGCCCAAAAAACUAUAGGCUACUACACCAGUAUUUAACAUUACUGCAUGUAAGCCCCAUGAAACAUUUGCGAAUUGACUGGAAACUGGGUGGUAUACUGUCCAAAUUGCGUUGUGGUUUGAGGAGAACGCUUACAUUUUGUCAAGGCCGAGAUGAGUUGCGGAGACGCUCGCGGACAAGGCAGAGAUUAGUGGCCGAGACCGAAGCGUGCGUGGACAACCGUGAAUGCAUAAAUUCAGGCUAACGUUACAAGUGUGUCUCUUUCCAUUGAUUAAAUUUCUUUCCAUUUAUGAAAUUGCGGGUGCACAGUGCACUGUUGGGGUUUGGAUGUUGAAAUUAAUUUGUGAGUGGACGAAUGUGCGCGGGUAGCCUACAGCAGCGCCUUUGUUAAGUGAUUGUUUGACAAUCAGAUGAAAACAUUAUGACUGGUUGUGUUUAUGCCACAUUAAAAAGCAUAGCCGGCGUGUCCAUAAGUCUAGGGGAAGCUUUCCCUAAAGUGAAUUAAAAUAAACUGCCAAAAUUAUAUCGCCUAAUUAGCUUACUCCUGUCUAUACCGAAAUGAAUAAAAUCAUUCAAAAUAGGCUUCUACACCAGAAAGCAUGAUUUGGCCACAAAGGGUCAUUAACUUUUUUUAUGCAGUGGAUUGUUUUAAAUUGCAUAGCAUACAGUCGGAAGGGACCGCAAUUUGGGCAGUGCGCACUUCAAAUACCAAAAUAGAUGAUUGUUGAGUUGCUACUGUCAGUGAAAAGCAGAGACCCAGCCAGGCAUAUCUCGAACAAACUGUUUGGAAAGCAAAUGGCUAUUGCUCCAAAGAGAUGACAAUGAAAAGACUCCAAUCCGUCUUUUAGUUAUCAAAAUUCUUAACUUAAUGGAGCACCAGCUGAGAACAUCUGCCAUAUCCCCUGUGAGAAGUGUCAGUGACACUUUAUUAUAUUUUAUUUUUUGGACAAUACUUUCCUCCUCCAGGUUAGAUGGAUGUCACAUUGUAUUUGUGUCUCCCCCUUUAGUAGGCCAAUUAUAUGGAUCAGACAUCGUUUUUAUUGAUCUGUUUGUCAGUGUCAGCAGAGUAGCCUACCCUGUAAUUUUUGUAGUAUAAAAAAAAUGCGUGCAGGCACUUGGGUGUCCCACACCGGUAAGAAAUUAAAUCUACUUUCACCCCCGCUACUAUGGUUGUUUUGCAGGCUGAGGCUCUCUGAUGUUUUUUUCCUGAUGGCCUGUCUUCCUGCCCCUUUAGUGACCCUGGAAAGAGAUUCCUGAGCAAACCCCAACUAGCUCGUUACCUGGGCAACACCAUGGAGGUGCACGCCAUUGACCCCCGUGCUGGAAGGAUGCUAACGAACAAGCUGCACAGGAACAGGCACAAGCAUCGCUAUGACAACAACAACCAUCAGAUCAAGGUGAGAGGGAGUUUGAGUCCAGGAUAAUGUGUAAUCUGUUUGACCUUUGAUCCCUGACCUGUUUCUCUGUCUGUGUUGAAGGUCAAGCCGGACCUGAACACGACCCUACCAGUCCGACAGACAGCAUCCAUCUUUAAACAGCCUGUCACCAAGGUGACAAAUCACCCUAGCAACAAAGUGAAGACAGACCCCCACAAGGCUGUCGACCAACCAAGACAGGUGAGACCAACGAUGCUCUGCGCUUAUUGGUUGUGAUGUAAUGAUACUGUAAUGUUAUUUCUUUAAUUGCUGCCAUAUGGUUGGUAGAUGAAGUCAUCUACUCUGGCCUAGCCCUUGGAAACGUAUUAUUGCAAAUUGGAUGAGUCGCUCGAUUUAACAAGCUUACUUAAAUGUCCAAUGCAGCCGUGUUUAUCUCAAUAUCAAAUCAAUUCUGGGUAACAGUUAAGUACCUUACUGUGAUUGUUUUCAAUUAAAAUAGUCAAAAAGAAACAAAUAGCUUCUUACCAAAGAGUAAUUUCUCAAUAAAUAAUUUUGUUAGGAGUGGUCUGAGUGAGGGGCCUAAUUGGACGAGCCUAAUGGGAGGGAUAUGUAACCUGAAAACUAGCUGUUAGAGAGGUUGAACUCUAUGUUAUUGGUCUAUUGACUUAUAUCGCCUGGUGACGUCACCAGGCAGACCAAGAUUCUAUCUCACCAAAACAGGCUGACAUUUCUGGCUGUAUUUUCAAACACUAAAAGGGCAUUAUCAUCAUUUUCAAAAUGUUCAGUGGAAAUAUAUAUAAAACACAGGAAAAUCACUUUUUUGACUGUACUGGGCCCUUUGAUCUUAAUCAAAGCUUGUUAAAUCCUUCCUGUAAUGUGGCUAAACAUUUUGAGUUGUUCUGGGUGGCAGCAAUAAAAACAUGAAUUUCCAUGAAUUAUGAAGCACAUCAUUAUGUGAUGCGUUUAAAGUCAAAUGGAUAGCUGUUGUUUACACACUGUGUGUUUGUCCUCAGCUGUUUUGGGAGAGGAAACUGAGUGGUCUGAGUGCGUUUGACAUCGCAGAGGAGCUGGUCAAGACCAUGGACCUUCCCAAGGGCCUACAGGGUAAGUACACACGGCAGAGAGUACUUGAGACUCAUACACAUAAAACCAGUGUUUUGGGAUUUUAUGUGUGUUUUUUUUAUAUCUGACCCUGUGAAUCUCCCCCCAGGUGUUGGGCCUGUGUGUUCAGACAAGACCCUGCUCUCUGCCAUUGCCAGCGCCCUGCACACCAGCCCCACACCCGUCACUGGUCAGCUGACUGCAGCCGUGGAGAAGAACCCUGGUGUGUGGCUCAACACCACCCAGCCACUCUGCAAGGCCUUCAUGGUUACUGAUGACGACAUCAGGUAGAGUACACAUACAUGACCCUGUGGUGUGGCUCAACACCACCCAGCUACAGUGGGGCCUUGUUGUUAAAGGGAUAGUUCACCCAAAUUACAAAAUGACACAUUGGUUUCCUUACCCUGUAAGCAGUCAAUAGACAAGGUAUGACAGCAAUCCAUGCUUUGGUUUAGUAUGCCUGGCACUGUUUCCACAUGCUAACGUUAUAGCAUUAGUGGCACAAAUCCCAGCUAUGGGACCGAUAUUAGCAUUUUUUGCGCAUCAUGUCCAAAUCAUCUGAAAUAAUCUAAAAUUGAUUGUGAAGCUCAACAUAGUCACUUAUAGAUGAUUUUAACAUGAUGUGUGAAAAAUGUGCCACACGUCAUGUUCAAAUAUGUUAAGCUUCACAAUCAAUUUGAGAUUCUUUCUGCUAAUUUGGACAUAGUGUGCAAAAAAUGCUAAUAUCGGUCCCAUGACUGGGAUUUGUGCCACUAAUGCUAAAACGUUAGCAUGUGGAAACAGUGCCCGGCAAACUAAACCAAAGCAUUGGAUUGCUGUCAUACCUUGUCCAUAUACUGCUUACAGGGUAAGGAAACCAAUAUGUCAUUUUGUAAUUUGGUUUAACUAUCCCUUUAAGCCACGAGGACUGUCAUCCAUCCAUUGCUCCCUAACCCCUCUCCUCUCUCUCCCUCUGUGGUAUAUGUAGGAAGCAAGAGGACCUGGUCCACAGUGUGAGGAGGAGGUUGGAGGAAGCGCUGAUGGCGGACAUGUUGGCUCACAUAGAGGCCUCCACCAACGAGGCAGACACAGACGCUCUGAAGGAGGAACAAGCCGAGCAGGAUGACAAGGAGGACGUAUAGCAGAGGUACAGCAGAGCAGUAUAAUGUAGAAAUGAAAUAGAUAGAGGUUACUUUGUCUUUAAGAAAUGGUCUAGGUUCUGUUGUGUGGGUUUGUUAGUAAUACUUUAUGUAGCGAGAUAACGGGUUUAAACGUUUACGUAAUUCUGUCAUUACCGGUAGUAACAUGCUACAGAUGAAAAACCUAUUGAUUUUUCUCUCUCCUACAGGGUUGGUGAAUGCUACAGAGAGCUGCCUUGAACACAGUAUUCUACCCAUACACACCCAUACACAUACAGGACAUUCACCAGGAUCUGACUAGCAUCUGUCAACAUGAAGGACCCUCUCUCGUCUACGUCUGUCUGUCUGGAAGACUGUCAACAACAAUUCAAUCUAAAUAUAGUUUUGACCAAUUUAAAUGCAAUUUUGAAAUAUGUUUUUAAGCCCUUGGACAAGGCUUUGACGUUCAGAGUUCAAUUCAAUUCACAAAUGUUUACCCUCUAAUUGUAUGGAAUGUGGAGAAGUAUGUAUGGUGCUUUAGGCAAUAUAGUCUUGCCCUCUUGUGAACACAAGUUUAAGGUUAAAACACAGAGUUAAUAUGUGUUUGUCUGUGCACGUUUGUCUGCGUGCAUGUGUCUACACGAGAGAGGAGAGGGAAAAGAGUGUGUGUUUUUGGGAGGGGGAGAGUGUGUGUUUGUGGGGCACCACUCGGCCCAUUCCAUUUGAACGGUUCCAUCUGUCUCUGUCUUGUGUUGCUCUGCUACCACUCAGUAUCCUUUGCCCAAGUGGAGAAUUAGUGGGUGGUUCGAGGGGUGCAGAUUGGGCAAGGGACCACAUGCUGUAAGAUGACGGUUGGAGGCUCAAAGCGGACUUUGCAAAAGACAACCUAAUGUGUCAGAAAUCAGUCAUAGAUAAGCAUGCAUCAUAUGAUCUGAUAUAGGUUAUAGGAUAUAUCCUAUGGCUCUUGUUAUCCCUAACAAAUAAUUGGGUUCUGUGUUCUCCAUACUGUCUUCUGGACGGUCAUGAGGAGUGGUGCUCUCUGCACAGAGGUUGAACAGGCUCUCAUGACUCAAACUCUCCUAUAAGUUCAAAAUGGUGCUAAUUUUGUCUGGUCUCAUCUUUCUAGAUGUAUUUGCUUUCAUGUUACAUUGAUGAACUGUCAAUAGGUGCGACGGCUGACGUAGACGGCUACUCUGAAAUAGUUGCCUAUUUGGGAUUUUGUAUUUUUUGUUGUUUGAAAACGUUGCUGUGUGGCAAGUCACAAUUAUUCCAUAGUUAUUUAACAUUGGUUGUUUUAAUAGGUUUUAAGUGCUGACAUUUUCCCCUAAACUUGUUCUUGAUUUGAGUUAUGAAUGGGAAGAUCAUUCACUGUCAGAAUGAUCCCCCCAUGAGAUGUUAUUGUUCAAAUUAUGCUUUAUGGUUAAAAACCUUUGUUUCCAUAGAGGGAUUUGUUACCAUUUUCUCUUGUAAUUUGAGGUCAAACAUCAAGCAAUUCAUUCUGGAUGAUUAUUUUUUUCCUAUAACUAAAAUAAAUGCAAACUCUUUUGUAA
Coregonus sp. 'balchen' is the source of this 5876-nucleotide messenger RNA. The record is from the annotation of a GenBank genome assembly. Lineage: Eukaryota; Metazoa; Chordata; Actinopteri; Salmoniformes; Salmonidae.